GUUGAUAUAUUCUGAUCACUGCACAUUUUUUUCUGGAGUCGUGCUGUCGAUGGGUAUGGCUCUAUGCUAACUUAUAAACUGCGCCACAGUUUUGUCAUGUUGAACAGAGUCCUUGUUGACUUGUGUUCCUUGCCGUCUGCAUCGAUGUCGAAAACACGGCUUCGAUUUUAUCAUCUGCAAGAUCACCUCGCUCAUUUGCAACUAGGGCAUCGAGCGUGUAGUGUUUAAGUAUCUGUCAACGCCGAUUCUGCAGCUAUUCUCGAUGGCGGUUUCCGUUGCAAAUGCGCUUCUGUUUUGCCUUCCAAGUUCUGACGGGAGUGCGUGUCGUUCGUCGAUCUGUAUCGUCAUGCGGCAUCUCUAUAGCGUAUCUGCAGCCAAUGCUUCAGUUCGGUGUCUAUUUGCUCCGUGUGGGUUUUACCGCCUCGCUUCCACUCUGUUUCCUUUCUGUUGCCGUUGGACUGUCACCCAACAAUACCUUGUAUAUCCCCGCGCAGCCUGUUGUGCCCUGUAUCCGCUCAUUUCAUUUGGUUGUUCUGCCAAAUGGUCUCAUGUAUAUCCCUGCGCAGCCUGUUGCCUCAUGUAUUGUCUGGUGCCGCCUUGUGGACAGAGUACAGCACACGGGCCGCCCGCUGGCGCUGAAUUCAUAGUUGGUUGUGCUGCCAACUCGUUUCAUGUAUAUCCUCGUGCAGCUUGUUGCGUCCUGUAUUUUUCUCAUCUUCCAUUUGGCUGUCUCUCCAAAUGCUUGCAUGUAUAUCCCUGCGCAGCCUGUUGCGCCCUGUAUCCUGUUCAUCUCAUUUGGUUGUCCUGCCAAGUAGUCUCAUGUAUAUCCUUGCGCAGCCUGUUGCGCCAUGUAUGCUCCGUGCCGCCUUGCGGACAAUGUGUACAGCACACGAGCCGCUGGUGGAGUGAAUUAUCUUUCUGUGGUGUUAUCUUGGCGACGAUCUGAUGUCGAUACCCGAACUCUGAUCCGAUUUGUUCCCUGUGCUGCCGCUUGUUCUCUCUGGUUUCCGUCGUUCGAAGGCCCGACUUCUGUGUUCUGAUUGGAGGUUGAUGCCGCAAUGUAUCUUUUCAUCUCUGUCCUUGUUCGAGGCAGAGACUGGCAUGUGUUCAUGUUGCUUGGAUGUCGAGCUUGUCUCUAGCCUGAAUCCUUGUCGACGUGAAUCCGUGAUGCCCGGUUACUUUCGUCUCCAUCCUCGUUUGAGGGGAG
This is a messenger RNA of Desarmillaria tabescens, 1207 nucleotides long. RefSeq lists its product as uncharacterized. The coding region runs from base 263 to 946 and encodes 227 amino acids. The record is from RefSeq and is a predicted model, not a curated record. NCBI's taxonomy places the organism in Eukaryota, Fungi, Basidiomycota, Agaricomycetes, Agaricales, Physalacriaceae. The transcript has 4 exons.